This is a messenger RNA of Chondrus crispus (carragheen), 1023 nucleotides long. Its product is annotated as Ferredoxin-NADP+ oxidoreductase. The coding region runs from base 1 to 1023 and encodes 340 amino acids. The record is from RefSeq and is a predicted model, not a curated record. Gene Ontology annotation, molecular function: oxidoreductase activity. NCBI's taxonomy places the organism in Eukaryota, Rhodophyta, Florideophyceae, Gigartinales, Gigartinaceae. The transcript has a single exon.
AUGUACGGGUUCGUCUCCGCCGCGCCGCUCACCGCCAACCGCCAUGGUGCGGUCCUUGCGGAGCAGCGCUCCUCCUUCAGCAAUGGCGCAUCUCUUCGCGUCGCCGUUCGUCGUCCUGCGGCUCGGAUUAACAUGGCCACCAUUGACAAGAGCAAAAUACCGCUCAAUGUCUACCGUCCCAAGAAUCCGUAUACCGCCAAGGUGCUGUACAACGAGCGCAUUGUCGGCGAGGAUGCCCCCGGAGAGACGAUGCACAUGAUCUUCAACCACGAUGGAAACGUGCCGUAUCUUGAGGGACAGUCCAUUGGUAUUGUGGCGCCAGGCACAGACAAAAAGGGAAGGCCGCACAAGCCCCGUUUGUACUCGAUCGCGUCUACGCAGCACGGAGACUUUGGAGAUGGUAAGACUGUGUCUCUAUCGGUGAAGCGCCUCGUAUAUCAGGAUGCUGAUGGCAACGAGGUUAAGGGGGUGUGUUCAAACCAUCUCUGCGACCUCAAGGCAGGAGACGACGUGAAGAUCUCAGGUCCCGUUGGUGUGACGAUGCUUAUGCCUACAGAUCCCAAUGCCACACUCAUCAUGCUUGCUACAGGUACUGGGGUGGCACCGUUCCGUGCAUUCAUGCGCCGGGCAUUCAGUGAGGACAAUCCGGAUUACAAGUUCACGGGGACAAUGUGGCUGUUCCUCGGUGUGCCGACGGCAUCGACAUUGCUGUAUCAGCAGGAAUUCGAGGAGAUGAAGGCCAACUUCCCCGAGAACGUGCGUCUGGACUACGCUAUUUCGCGUGAGCAGACUGACCCUGACGGCAACAAGAUGUACUUGCAGAACCGCAUGAAGGAGUAUGAGGAUGAGCUGUACGAGCUGUUCCAGAAGGACAACACAUACGUAUACAUGUGUGGGCUGAAAGGUAUGGAGAGCGGGAUCGACGGCUUCAUGACGUCGCGAUUUGAGAGGGACGGGAAGGAUUGGAUUGCAUACCGCAAGUCGAUGAAGAAGGCCAAGCGCUGGGAGGUUGAGACUUACUAA